Molecule: messenger RNA, 474 nt
Organism: Necator americanus (New World hookworm)
Lineage: Eukaryota; Metazoa; Nematoda; Chromadorea; Rhabditida; Ancylostomatidae
Exons: 7
Coding region: 1-474 (157 amino acids)
Source: RefSeq, a predicted model, not a curated record
AUGUCAUCCGCUAAGGUUAACCACCGUGAUCUAGCGGAUUCGAACAAAAGCAUUCUUAAGAACAAUUGUUCUGGGCCGCGAUACAAUUUGCGUGCCCGUGCGGAGUCGAAAGGAACGAAAGGAAACAAAUCCGUGAAGUUCGCCGGCUCUACGAAGGAGGCUUCGUCUGUCCGUCGUUCUAUCAAAAAGGACUAUGCCAAGAAAAAACACCGCCGUGCUACUCCUCAUCCUCACAAGACCAAGACUGGCAGUAGUCCAACUGAUACCGAGUCGACACAGAGUAAUGGACCCAUUCAUGAUGAUACAUGGAGCGGACGUUUGCGUAGCAGAACUGCUACUGUUUUUUCGGACGUAAGCGCUUCCUCGAGCGCCAGUAUCCUCAAGAAGGACACUAAGAAAGACAACAAAAAGAAGAAGGUGAAGCAUGUGAAGAUCGAGGGGAACUGGACGAACCGUCUUCGCGAACGUCACUGA